AUCUGCCACCCCCAGCAGUUCAGAUGCAGUCACAGCAGUCCUCUGCUGUGGUAUUUAAUUUACCAGCUGCACCAGUUCCUGCUACACUGGUCGUGAAGAGAGAAACUUUUGAGGAGCCCCUAAUGGAUACAGGUAAUUCAAAAUUAUAUUACAUACACAUGCAGUCUCUCACCUACUCUCACUCACUCAGUCACUCACAAACGCGUUGUUGCGCUGUAUAUUUAUUGUCACUUUGUGCAUCUCUCUUUUAGAUCUGCCAUGCACUCCACCACUGUCCCUGACAGCCUCACCCAGUGAGGUGCACAAACUGGGCUUAUCAAGACUGGCUCCUCAC
Molecule: messenger RNA, 334 nt
Organism: Coregonus sp. 'balchen'
Lineage: Eukaryota; Metazoa; Chordata; Actinopteri; Salmoniformes; Salmonidae
Source: the annotation of a GenBank genome assembly